Molecule: messenger RNA, 1866 nt
Organism: Sebastes umbrosus (honeycomb rockfish)
Lineage: Eukaryota; Metazoa; Chordata; Actinopteri; Perciformes; Sebastidae
Gene: ankrd39
Product: ankyrin repeat domain 39
Exons: 4
Coding region: 168-767 (199 amino acids)
Molecular function (GO): protein binding
Source: RefSeq, a predicted model, not a curated record
GCGCGCUUGUUUUAUGCACCGGGUUGUCUGUCUGGUGCAAAGUUGUCAACCAACCAAAGAAGAAGAAACACGGAACUGCCAAACAAGCAUGAUGUAAAUGCAUGAAAAACUAGCUGCAGGUUUGAAUCAAUCUGGAACUUUUGAUCCUGUUUGUGCACAUUAACACAAUGGAGUCUGAUAGACACAGCUGUUCCUGUUGCUCCCAUCCAGCCUCUGCUCCCAGUGUUCACCAGACCUUGAGUGAAAUGGAUUUUGAACGAGGUAUCUGGUCUGCUGCAAUGGAUGGAGACUUGGAGAGGGUCAAGUCUUUGGUCCAGAAGGGCACAGAUCCUAACCUGAGAGACUCAGCUGGAUACACAGCUCUGCACUAUGCAAGUCGCAGUGGUCAUCAUGCCGUAUGCAAGUUUCUUCUUGAGAAUGGAGCUUGUGCAUCUCCCCAGACACCGGGCGGUGCCACGCCACUCCAUCGAUCAGCUUACUGCGGCCAUCUGGAUGUGGUUAGACUCCUGCUGCACCACAGAGCAGAUCCAAUGCUCUGUGAUGACGAUGGUGCAUCCCCUUUACAUAAGGCUGCAGAACAGGGUCACAUAGAGGUGUGUCAGCUGCUUCUGGAGCACCGUCCAGCACUCUGCAGCCAGGUGAAUAAGAGGCUCCAGCUACCCUUCCAGCUGGCACCGCAGGGAGAUCUGCAGGAGCUCUUAAAACCACCUCUUUUGACGACGGACGCACUGCAUCUGGGGCAUACUGACCUCAGACACAUGACAUAAACUCAAAACAUACUAGGUGGGGUCCGCUUAAAUCAGGAUUAAGCUCAUUUGGGUUGACUACGUUUUGCGGAUUUUUUUCUCAAUUGAACAUUGAAGAGCCACUGAAUGAAACUAAGAGCACGCAACAUUACAUUUUCUAGCUUUGUACAAUAAACAUCCUGUUUUUGAUUUCUAGUUUAUUUACUUGUGUAGUAAUUACACCUCUUAAGCCAGGGCUGGCCAAAGUUGGCCCGCCAUAAGGUUCAAUUUGGCCCACCAGAUAGCAUUUUGUUGUGUUUUAUUUUUUUAAUUAAAAGACCCGCGGGAUUGCCGGCAAUCCUGACUAAUUUAACCGUCUUUCGGAGGCUGUAGCAGGUUCAGAUUUAGAGCUAGAGUGAGGGUGCUGGUAUCAUAUGAAACUACAAAACCACAAGUCCUAACCUAAAUCCAUCGGUACCAACCAUGUCAUUCUAGCUCGUCGGGAAGGAGGCUAAAUAAUGCUCCAAAUAGGCUAAAUUUUGACGAGGUAAAACAGGCAAUUUUCACAGGGGUCCCUUGACCUCUGACCUCAAGAUAUAUCACUUAAUCAUGCUUCAAACUUAUUUGCACAAGUAUAUGUUAACUUGUAACAUGUUAUACCUUUUCACCAAAAUGUUUGGUGCUUGUAAUCUUUAAUGUAAAUCAAAUCCAGUGUUUCCAAAAAAAAAAAGCAUCAUUAGAGUAGGCAGGUGUUUUGUCAAGGAUCUCACUUCAGUUACUGGACAGUGUCCGUUUGCAUGUGUGAAGAGCUAUACUCGUCUUCGACUGGUGAAGUUUCUCUUGCUGUAGCUCAAAGCUGCUCUGAUGCAAUACUAUUCACUCAGUUCAAGAGUAGGUACCCGGCCUGUGAGAAUGAAUCAUGAAGGCAAUCAUAUUGUGUAUUUCACCUGGAGCGUGAAAAUCAAUGGAAGAGCUAUGGUUAUUUAUUUUAAUACAUCUCGCUGAAUGCAAUAUGGGGCAAUGGUUGAUUUGUGUUUGAGACAGGGAGCGGUGUAGGUCUCCCUUUCUAUGAUUAUUGCACUCGACCGUGGAAAUAUAUUUCCAUGAAUGACUGUUAUAAAUAAACUGCUAUGAAGAAGAA